AUGGAGAGGAGGUCAAAGCUUCGGUACGUACCGACUACGCACGGCCCUACUUACACUUGCGAUGCCCUCGGCUUCCACGGAACUUUUGUGCUCCUUUCUCAGUAAUCCGGCUUAAGGGUAUCCGUGUUAUGUAUUCACCAGGCUUCCGUGAAAUUGAUCCUUCAUCCGCUACUCUAGUGCUUGCCAUCCACAUUAUUCUUAUCUCCGUAUUUUUGGUGCCGCCGGCCGCAGCCCCGAGGAAGUAAUAUUGCUAUAAGGCCCCUUCCGUCACCUUUACGACCAGGGCUUUAAUUGCUAUCCCACGAGUUCAAUCCAUUCGCUUCUGGCCGGAUCUCUACUCGAAUAUAUACCACAACACCGCACCUACCUAUCAACCAACGUUCAGAAAUCGACAACCACACACCGCAAAACACGAUCCCCUCACAUCACACCUGGAUGGCUGAUCCGGUCAAAUCCCACAGCUCCGGUGGGUCAACAGCCUCGGACGACACCGUCUUCGAAGACAUCCACCGGCGAGAGAACCUCAACACCGCAAAUCCCCGUGGAAGCUCGAAUAUUUCCCAAGGUGUCGAUGUCGAAGCUGCCGAACAUGAGUUCCGUGAGCUCAGCUUGCAGAUGUCCCGGAUCUCAAAGACGGCAAGCGGUAGCCACAUCUCAAGGGUCCAAAGCCACCGGGAUGCGGCCCGUGCCACCGAUCCGGAGAAGGCCGGUGUCCAGGACGACGUGGCCGAGCAAUUCGACCUCGAAGAUCAUCUGCGUGGAAACGAGUCUUCGGAGAGGGAGGCAGGUAUCAGGCAGAAGCGAGCUGGUGUAAUAUGGCAAGACUUGACGGUCUCUGGUAUUGGCGGUAUGAAGAACCUCGUUAGGACGUUCCCCGAUGCGGUCGUUAGCUUUUUCAACAUUUAUGAUACAAUAAAGUCAAUCAUCGGAAUGUCAUCCGGCGGAGAGGAGGUCGAUAUCUUGAAGAAUUUCAAGGGUGUCCUGCAGCCUGGCGAGAUGUGUCUGGUCCUUGGCCGUCCUGGCUCUGGCUGCACUACCUUCUUGAAGGUCAUCGCAAAUCAGCGUUUCGGAUACACCAAGGUCGACGGCGAAGUCAUGUACGGACGGUUUUCGGCGGACACUUUCAGCAAGAGGUAUCGUGGUGAAAGUGUUUACAACGAGGAGGAUGAUGUUCACAACCCCACCCUUACUGUUAAGCAGACGUUGGAGUUCGCGCUGGAUACCAAGACACCUCGUAAGAGGCCCGCCGGAAUGUCCAAGCAGGAUUUCAAGGAAAAUAUUGUCAAUUUGUUGCUGAAGAUGUUCAAUAUCACGCAUACCAAGAACACCGUCGUUGGAAACCAGUUUGUCCGUGGUGUAUCCGGUGGUGAGAGGAAGCGUGUCUCCAUUGCGGAGAUGAUGAUCACCAAGGCUGCUGUGUGCAGUUGGGAUAACAGUACUCGUGGCUUGGAUGCUUCUACAGCUUUGGACUACGCCAAAUCUUUGAGGAUCAUGACGAAUGUUUACCAAACCACCACUUUCGUUUCGCUGUACCAAGCUUCGGAGAGCAUCUAUCAACAAUUCGACAAAGUUCUCGUUAUCGACAGCGGCCGCGAGGUCUACUUUGGACCUACAAAGGGAGCUCGUUCUUACUUUGAGGGUCUUGGAUUCGCUCCGAAGCCCCGCCAGACUACUCCGGACUACCUCACUGGUUGCACCGACGAGUGGGAGCGCGACUUCGCCGAAGGCCGAGAUGAAACCAACGUUCCAACUACCCCGCAAGGCCUCGAAGACGCAUUCCACAACAGUCCGCAAUUCGCCGCUCUGGAACACGAGAUGGCACAGUACCGUGAGAAGCUCCGCGAGGAGCAACACGUGCAUACCGAUUUCGAACUCGCUGCACGUGAUGAGAAGCGUCGUGGUGCGCGCGCCGAAUCCGUCUACACUGUCCCAUUCUACAUGCAAGUCUGGGCAUUGAUGAAGCGGCAGUUCCUGCUCAAGUGGGGUGACAAGUUCAGCUUGGCCGUCUCUUGGGCUACUUCGAUCAUUAUUGCCAUCGUCUUCGGUACCGUCUAUCUCAACCUCCCGGAAACCUCGAGCGGAGCUUUCACUCGUGGUGGUACACUCUUCAUGUCUCUUCUGUUCAAUGCUUUCCAGGCGUUCUCCGAGUUGGCUAGUACUAUGACUGGACGAGGGAUUGUCAACAAACAUCGGGCGUAUGCUUUCCACAGGCCAUCGGCACUCUGGAUAGCACAAAUCUGCGUCGACGUGGUAUUUGCCGCGCCGCUCAUUUUCGUGUUCUCUUGCAUCACAUAUUGGAUGUGCGGGUUGGCUCAAGAUGCUGGGGCGUUCUUCUUAUUCUGGAUUCUUAUCGUUUGCGGAUACCUGGCAAUGACGCUGUUCUUCAGAACCGUGGGAUGUGUUUGCCCUGACUUCGAUUAUGCCCUCAAGUUUGCUUCGCUCGUUAUCACUCUCUUCGUUCUCACGUCCGGCUAUCUACUGCCCAUGCCCGCACAAGGAAAGUGGAUCUCUUGGAUCUUCUACAUCAACGGGCUCGGCCUUGGGUUUUCGUCCCUCAUGAUGAAUGAGUUCAAGCGUGUCGACUUUAAGUGUGGCCCCGAGGCACUGAUUCCAUCCGGACCUGGCUAUGGCAAUCUCGAUCACCAGACUUGCACACUCCCUGGUGCCCAAGCCGGAUCGGACAUGAUCAUCGGCAGCGACUACGUCAAGACCAGCUUCUCGUACGACCCAGCCGAUCUGGGCCGCAACAUCGGUAUCCUCGUGGCCUUGAUCAUCGGUUUCCUCAUUUCCAACGCGCUUCUUGGAGAGUACUUCACCUACGGUGCCGGCGGAAAGACGGUUACCUUCUUCUCGGGAGAGAAUGCCGAGCGGAAGAAACUCAACCAGGCGCUGGUUGAGAAGCGGGAAGCACGCCGACUCAACAAGUUUGGUGAUGCGGAGGAAUCGGCGCUCAUCAUCGACUCGAAGUCUGUAUUGACUUGGGAGGAUCUGUGUUACACGGUGCCUGUGCCCGAAGGAGAGAUCCAACUUCUGAACCACAUCUUCGGAUACGUUAAGCCUGGACAGUUGACCGCGUUGAUGGGUGCUUCGGGAGCCGGAAAGACGACAUUGCUCGACGUGCUGGCUAGCAGGAAAUCUAUCGGUGUUAUUGCUGGUGACGUCUUGGUUGACGGAAAGCCAAAGGGUGUUGCAUUCCAGCGUGGUACUUCGUAUGCCGAGCAACUGGAUGUUCACGAGCCCACGCAGACUGUUCGCGAAGCACUUCGAUUUUCGGCUUACCUCAGACAACCGUUCGAGGUCCCCAUCGAGGAGAAGAAUGCCUACGUCGAGGAAGUUAUCGCCCUGCUUGAGAUGGAGAACAUCGCGGACGCAAUCAUCGGAAACCCCCAGAGUGGACUUGCUGUGGAGGAAAGAAAGCGUGUUACUAUCGGUGUCGAGCUGGCUGCAAAGCCUGAGCUUUUGCUUUUCCUUGAUGAGCCAACCUCCGGUCUCGACUCUCAGUCUGCCUAUAACAUUGUUCGAUUCUUGAAGAAACUGGCCAAUGCUGGACAAGCGAUUCUUUGCACCAUUCAUCAGCCCAACGCCAGCUUGUUCGAGAACUUCGAUCGUCUGCUCUUGCUCCAGCGCGGUGGUGAAUGUGUCUACUUUGGUGACAUCGGAAAGGACGCCGCAUCUCUGUUGGCCUACUUCGAGAAGCACGGUGCCCACUGUCCUCCCGACGCCAAUGUCGCCGAAUGGAUGCUCGACGCAAUUGGAGCCGGACAGGCAGCGCGUAUUGGAAACCGUGACUGGGCUGACAUCUGGCGUACAUCGGAGGAACUGGCCAACGUGAAGGCGCAAAUCUCGCAACUCAAGGAGGAGCGAGUCGCCGCGAUCGGAGCCGUACCAGCAGUCAUCCAGAACCAGUACGCCACACCGUUCGGUUACCAGCUCAUGCAGGUGAUGAAGCGCACGAACCUCGCAUUCUGGAGGACGCCAAACUACGGAUUCACCAGACUGUUCAACCACGUCGUUAUUUCCCUCUUGACCGGUCUCGUAUUCCUGCAGCUCGACGACUCCAGGGCGAGUCUGCAGUACAGGGUUUUCGUCAUCUUCCAGGUCACCGUCUUGCCGUCCUUGAUUCUUGCCCAGGUAGAGCCCAUGUACGACAUGGCUCGCUUGAUCUCGUACCGCGAACAAUCUAGCAAGAUGUACCAGCCGCUCGCGUUCACGCUUUCCAUGGUCGUUGCCGAAAUCCCGUACUCGAUUCUCUGCGCGGUCGCCUUCUUCGUCUGCAUCUACUUCCCGACCGGCAUGUCCGCCGACUCCGACCGCGCCGGAUACCAAUUCCUGAUGAUUCUGGUGUGCGAGAUGUUCUCGGUGAUCCUAGGCCAAGCCGUAGCCGCGCUGACCCCCAACUUCUUCAUCGCCUCGCUGCUGAACCCGUUCAUCAUCAUCGUCUUCGCCGUGUUCUGCGGAGUCACGAUUCCCAAGCCCAACAUUCCCGGCUUCUGGCGCGCAUGGCUCUACGAGCUCGACCCGUUCACGCGCCUCAUCGGCGGCAUGGUGGUCACCGAGCUGCACGACAUGCCCGUGGUCUGCAGCGGCAACGAGUACAGCCAGUUCCUUCCGCCCGCCGGCCAGACGUGUGGCGAGUACGCCGGCAGCUUCAUGGCGAGCGCCCCCGGUUACAUCCGCAACCUCAAUGCCACCGACGUGUGCCAGUACUGCGCGUACAAGGUCGGUGACGAGUUCUUUGGACCCCUCGACUUGAGCUUUGACAAUCGCUGGAGGGACAUGGGUAUCUUCAUCGCGUUCGUCGGCAGCACGCUGAUCAUCUUGCUGGCGGCGUCGAAGUUCUUGAAUUUCUCCAGGCGGUAGUGGAGCCACGGUCACCCAGACGUGUUUAUGUUUUUAAAAUUUCUUGCUAUUUUUCUUUCUUGUAUAUCUUUUGCAGCAUAGGGUGUAUGUGUGUGUAUGUAUGUGUAUGUGUGUGUCUCAUGUAUGUGUGUGUGGGGGGGAUGUGAUGAGUGUUGGAACGUUUAGACGGAGAUCUCGGAGUAAUGAUUGGUGCAAC
Messenger RNA from Tricharina praecox, 5056 nucleotides. Its product is annotated as ABC transporter. The record is from RefSeq and is a predicted model, not a curated record. The transcript has 5 exons. Gene Ontology annotation, cellular component: membrane. Gene Ontology annotation, biological process: transmembrane transport. Gene Ontology annotation, molecular function: ATP binding; ABC-type transporter activity; ATP hydrolysis activity. NCBI's taxonomy places the organism in Eukaryota, Fungi, Ascomycota, Pezizomycetes, Pezizales, Pyronemataceae. The coding region runs from base 436 to 4860 and encodes 1474 amino acids.